UUGAAAAUGCUGUCAUGCUGUCUGUGCUGUGCUGAAUUUGCUUGUUUUCGUUUUUCGAUUAAAUUCAUUUUGUUCUUUAUAGCAAAUUGUCUUUGAUUUAUUAGUAAAUCAAUUGUUUAACUGUGCUGUGACUUAUAAAUAUAUACUUUAAACAAGCAAGAUAUUACAAUGGAGAAAGAACUAGACAAAGUAAUAGAAGAGAUAAUGUCAACGCCGAACGUGAACGGAUGCUUAGUGGCGGACCAUCAGGGCCUGUGUCUGGCAUCCAAGGGCACUGCUCACGUUGACUCAGCGGGCAUCAUCGUGGCCCUAUCUGACCAGGCGUGUAAACUGCAGCCUAAUCUGAAGCCGCCCACUUUGAGUUUGGAGACCGAUAAAAAACAAUGCCUCAUUCAAAGACAUGGAACAAUUACUGGCGCGAUUUUUAAACAGAAAUCAUAGUUUUCGACCAUUAUUAUGAGACUGACAAUAUGCUGAAAAAUAUUAUGACAAGAAUGUAAUCAUUUUUAAUUCACUCGUAAAACAUACAGAUACCUAAAACCAACAUAAAGUUUGUCAAUUUCAAAUCAUAAGUUAUUAUGAACAAAAAAUAUUUCAUAGGAUUAAUGGGAAUUGAUAAAAAUUAAUAUCUGUCUCAUCUACUAAGUGAGACAACGAUAAACAUUUCACAAACAAUUUCUUAUGAUGUGUUGAUGAAUCCCAAGUUUUCCUUUCACUUCUGAACUGUGAUUUGACGAGAGACAAAUCGUUAUUCUGAAAUUUCCAUAUUUCUUAUUAUAUAUUUUUUUCUUGGACAUAAAAUUGAAUGAGAGGAAAUUUAUUUUGGUUUGAUAUUUAAAAAUUUUAUUUCAAAUGUUAUUGCAUGUUGGUUUAAAGUAUGUAUAAGAAAAUAUAUGUUAGUAAUAAGACUGUAUAUAAAUAAACAUUUGUAAUACUUA
Molecule: messenger RNA, 938 nt
Organism: Amyelois transitella
Lineage: Eukaryota; Metazoa; Arthropoda; Insecta; Lepidoptera; Pyralidae
Gene: Lamtor5
Exons: 2
Coding region: 169-441 (90 amino acids)
Biological process (GO): positive regulation of TORC1 signaling; cellular response to amino acid stimulus
Cellular component (GO): Ragulator complex; lysosome; cytoplasm
Molecular function (GO): guanyl-nucleotide exchange factor activity
Source: RefSeq, a predicted model, not a curated record